Trichosurus vulpecula (common brushtail) is the source of this 3940-nucleotide messenger RNA. It is a transcript of the gene BOP1, whose product is annotated as BOP1 ribosomal biogenesis factor. The record is from RefSeq and is a predicted model, not a curated record. Bases 261 to 2513 code for a protein of 750 amino acids. The transcript is spliced from 16 exons. Gene Ontology annotation, cellular component: preribosome, large subunit precursor; PeBoW complex. NCBI's taxonomy places the organism in Eukaryota, Metazoa, Chordata, Mammalia, Diprotodontia, Phalangeridae. Gene Ontology annotation, molecular function: ribonucleoprotein complex binding; protein binding. Gene Ontology annotation, biological process: ribosome biogenesis; maturation of LSU-rRNA from tricistronic rRNA transcript (SSU-rRNA, 5.8S rRNA, LSU-rRNA).
GCGUGAGCGUUUAAGUCUUCCCGGCCACUCUUUUUCUUUGCUCUCUGCCACUACCCUUCGAUGAACGCUUGAGCGCAUGCGCACCUCGACUCUCCAAAAACCGGGAACGGCGUCUCGGCGUCUCUGACGCGCCCGUAGCUGCGCCAAGCGCAGGCGCACACUGCUUCUAAUCCAGAACCGGACAGGAAGGGGAGGGAAGAGAGAAGAGACGAGGUCUCCGGCCGCCAGAGCCAGGAAGCGGCGAGACGAACGGCGGGAACAUGGCCGGGGCGCGGGGCGGGAGGCGCGCAGGCAUGGGAGCAGGAGCCCCAGCGAGGGCCGGGAAGAGGCCCGCGGAGCAGCAGCCAGAGCAGCAGGAGGCGGGGUCCAGCGAGGAGCUGCCUCUCUUCAGCCAUCCAGCCCCCAGCCAGAGUGCAGCAGGCAGUGAGUCUGACCCAUCCGACAGUGAAGACAGUGUGUUCUCAGGUCUGGAGGACUCUGGCAGUGACAGUAGUGAGGAUGAUGCCAGCAGUAUUGAAGGUGGACAAUCCAGGAGCAUCCCAAAGAUGACUCAGGACAAGUCCCAGGUUGGUGCCACUUUGCAGAACACAAAGGAAGCUAGUAGCCCAAGCCAAGAACCAAAGAAAGAAGAUGAAUAUGCAGAAGACAGUUCUGAUGAGGAGGACAUCCGGAAUACAGUGGGGAAUAUCCCUCUGGAAUGGUAUGAGGAUUUUCCCCACAUUGGCUAUGACCUCGAUGGGAAAAGAAUCUAUAAACCCCUGCGUAGCCGAGAUGAACUGGAUCACUUCCUGGAUAAGAUGGAUGACCCUGACUACUGGCGGACAGUACAGGACAAGAUGACAGGGCAGGAUGUGAGGUUGACGGAUGAACAGGUUGCUCUGGUACAGAGGCUACAGAAGGGCCAGUUUGGAGAUGCCAGUUAUGAUCCCUAUGAGCCAGCUAUAGAUUUCUUCAGUGGGAAUAUGAUGAUCCACCCAGUGACCAACCGUCCUGCUGACAAACGCAGUUUCAUCCCAUCCCUCAUCGAAAAGGAGAAGGUCUCCCGGAUGGUCCAUGCCAUCAAGAUGGGUUGGAUUCAGCCACGACGGCCGAGGGACCUCACUCCCCAAUACUACGACCUGUGGGCCCAAGAAGACCCCAAUGCCAUCUUGGGGCGCCACAAAAUGCAUGUGCCUGCCCCGAAAAUGGCACUGCCUGGCCAUGCUGAAUCAUACAACCCCCCACCUGAGUAUUUACUCAGUGAGGAGGAGCGACUGGCCUGGGAGCAGCAAGAGCCUGGAGAGAGGAAGUUAAACUUCUUGCCUCAGCAGUUUCGGUGUCUCAGGGCAGUGCCCGCGUAUGGCCGCUUCAUCCACGAACGCUUUGAACGCUGCCUUGACCUUUACCUGUGCCCUCGCCAGCGCAAGAUGAGGGUGAAUGUGGACCCUGAAGAUCUGAUCCCCAAACUGCCCAAACCCCGGGACCUGCAGCCGUUUCCCACUACCCAAUCCAUGGUAUACAGGGGCCACAGUGACUUGGUACGAUGCCUCAGUGUUUCGCCCAGUGGCUCUUGGCUAGCUUCAGGCUCAGACGAUCAUUCGGUACGACUGUGGGAAGUCAACACCAGUCGGUGCCUGAAGACGAUUCCUGUGUCUGGAGUGGUGAAGAGCAUCGCCUGGAAUCCCAAUCCUGCCAUCUGUCUUGUAGCUGUGGCUGUUGCUGAGUCAGUGCUGCUGCUGAAUCCAGGUCUGGAGGACCUGUCCGUGACAAGCAGCACAGACCAGCUGCUGAGUGCAUUCUCACCCCCUGAAGAACCUGCUGGGCAACCUGUGGAAUGGCAGGAGGCUUCACCUGAAGAGUAUGAACACGGCCUUAGGCUGCGAAUCCAUCAUAACAAGCCAGUGAAGCAGGUAGCCUGGCAUGGACGUGGGGAUUACCUGGCUUCGGUGGUGGCAGCUGCUGAGCACACACAGGUGUUAAUGCACCAGGUGAGCCGUAGGCGCAGCCAAAGCCCCUUCCGUCGAAGCCAUGGUCAGGUGCAGUGUGUGGCCUUCCACCCCUCUCGACCCUUCCUCUUUGUGGCUUCUCAGCGCAGCCUCCGUCUCUACCACCUGCUUCGCCAGGAACUCACAAAGAAGUUAAUGCCUAACUGCAAAUGGGUGUCUAGCCUUGCUAUACACCCCCAAGGAGACAAUGUAAUCUGUGGCAGCUAUGAUAGCAAACUGAUCUGGUUUGACCUUGAUCUUUCAACCAAGCCCUACAAGGUGCUAAGGCACCACAAGAAGGCCCUCAGGGCUGUCGCUUUCCAUCCAAGGUACCCGCUCUUUGCCUCCGGAUCUGAUGAUGGCAGCGUCAUUGUCUGCCAUGGCAUGGUCUACAAUGACCUUCUACAGAACCCGCUGUUGGUGCCAGUGAAAGUUCUCAAAGGCCACAUGAUGCACCGGGACCUUGGGGUGCUGGAUGUGAGCUUCCACCCCACCGAGCCCUGGCUUUUCUCCUGCGGGGCAGAUGGCACUCUUAGACUCUUCACCUAGGGAUGACAGGGUAGGGUGGGGUGUUCAAGGGACAUUUCUUGCUGUUGGCUUUAUCUGUCUAGGAGAGGGGGGGUUGGCAAGAUUAAAGCAUAAUCAGCCAUCCAGCAAGUCAAAGUACUUAGAAGGUUGACGUCCUACCCAGGCUUCUGCCUCUUGCUGCACAUAAAAUAGAAUCUCAUUGUUGGAAAGGGCUUUCAUCCUCUAAUUUAGGAGUUCACCUUUUUUCAGUCUGGUGAAGUUUAAAGGCCCCUUCUCAGAAAUUUUUUUUUUAAUAAAAUACAUCACCUUGCAAAAGGAAAUGAAUUAUUGAAAUAAAGAUCUACUUUUUUUCCCUUCCAAGUUUAAAGAUUCUGAGCCUAUUCACUCACCUCUUAUGGGUCUGUCCACCCCAAGUUAAGAACCAUUGGUCUAAUUCAACCUCCUAUUGAUUCUGGGAGUUCUUUCUACACAUCAGUACUACAGGAGGGUAAUAAUACCAAGCAUUUUAGAGCGAGUACUUUUAAGUACUUUAUACAUGUAUGUGUUAUCUCAUAUGAUACAGCUGUGUGAAGUAGGAAAUAUCUAAGGCAGAAUUGGAACUCAGGCCCUCCUGACUCCCAAGUCCAACUGUCUCCAUCUUCUGCCUGAUUUUUUAACAUCUCCAGCAAACAUCCAAAUCCAGCUUCCCCUUGAAAAUGUAGUGAUGGGGAAAAACUCAGUGCUUUCCAUUCCACUUUUAGAAAGCACUGGUCAUUAGGAAGCUUUCCGUUCCAUUGAUCUCUUGCUCUGUGGCUCUACCAAUUGCUGUGACUUCUGCCCCAUGGGCAAAGCAGUGUACCAGUUGCUGGGGGUCCAAAAACAAAAAGAAAACCAAUCCUUUACUCUCAAGGAUCUGACAUUGUGCUGGGGAUAAAACAUGGAACCGGAUCAGUACAAGCAUGGAUAUUCCGAGAGGAAGAAAGCGCUCUCAACUCAGAAAAAGCUUUCCAUGAGAGGCCAAUAACAGCCUGAAGUCAGGUGCUUUAGUUGCAGCAGCAAGAGAAGGAAGGCCAAGUUGAAGAUGCUGCAGGCCGGACAGUUUGCCUGGAGCAUGGUUUGUGAAAGGAGCCGAACUGGUUGACUUGUGGCUCUGCAUAUGUGAUACUCUCUAUCUCCUGUCUCUGUGCCUCCAUACCCUGGCAAGCUCUUUGUUCUUAGCUGUUGGAAUCAGAAUUCCUGGUUUUUUUCCCUAACUCCAUGACAUUGUCCACGUGAAGCUUGUAGUGAUUUCUCUGUCCUGCCCCCAAGCCACUGCAUCUAGCAGCCUCCCCAAACAUACCGUCUUCCCCAAUGGGAUGUCAGCUGUCCGAAGGCGAGGACUGUUUUCCUUCUGUAUUUUAUACCUUGGCAGUCAUAGCUGCUACUUAAUAAACGCUUGUUGAUCAACUCCUAGGCUGAAUCCAGAUUGC